Penicillium cinerascens is the source of this 1967-nucleotide messenger RNA. Its product is annotated as protein serine/threonine kinase activating protein nimO. The transcript has 3 exons. Gene Ontology annotation, biological process: regulation of cell cycle phase transition; positive regulation of nuclear cell cycle DNA replication. The coding region runs from base 1 to 1926 and encodes 641 amino acids. Gene Ontology annotation, molecular function: zinc ion binding; nucleic acid binding; protein serine/threonine kinase activator activity. The record is from RefSeq and is a predicted model, not a curated record. Gene Ontology annotation, cellular component: Dbf4-dependent protein kinase complex; nucleus. Lineage: Eukaryota; Fungi; Ascomycota; Eurotiomycetes; Eurotiales; Aspergillaceae.
AUGGCCGCUGUAUUUAUCCCACCUUCUCCCCAAACCUCCCUGAACAUGUCGACUCGACGCCCUCUCGCCAACGUGCCGAAUGCAACCAACUCUCCACAUAGGGCAGGGCUCCUGUCGGCCAAACGAGCUCGAUCUGGGCAGCUCGAAAUCCCCUACGGCCAACCUCCGCCCAAGAAGCAGGUGAUGGACGCGGCGGAGCAGGAUGCUCGGUCUCCCUCCAGAAACCGGUCGACGGCCUACCACAGUGCCGAGUCAAAGCUCUUCUCGAGACGGUCCAAUAACCCCAAUCCUAGCGCGUUUGAAAAGAAGCUGGUAGCUGCUCGUGAGAAGGAUCGGCCUUCGCAGCUGAAGACGGCGAGAGGCGAGAAGCCGUCGACGGACACUAUGGACACCAUUCGACAGUGGCAACGGCACUACCGCAAGGCGUUCCCGCAGUUUGUUUUUUACUUCGACAGUAUUCCGGAGGAUGUUCGUCGAAAGUUCUCUCGCCAGGUUGUUGCUCUUGGAGCUCGUGAGGAAAAGUUCUUUUCUCGUCUGGUCACACACGUCGUCACUUCGCGUCCCAUACCCCCCGAAGCCUCCACCAGCCCGACCGAGGAAGCACCUGCCGAUGGAGAUGCUCAUAUGGAAACCGUAAAUCCCUCCCUGCUGGAGAAAAACGGCGACACACACCUCCAGCCGUCGUUAAAGCACGAUGCGCGUCGGGAACAAGGAUCCAUGGAUGUCUUGCAACGAGCUCGACAGAUGGGGAUGAAGAUUUGGGCCUUGGAAAAGCUUCAGCGAAUGAUCACAACGAUCAACGAUAAUGAUAUUGGUGGUCAGAAUGAUAGUGUCUCCCGGAACAAGGCUGGCGGUGCCUCGGCCAACGGACGAGGCGAAAAUGACCUCUCGCGCGUUCUUCGUCAGGAGCUUCUCAAUGGACCCUCUGAUCGUGACCCAUUGUCGUCAAUGGAGUUGCUCAUGUUCAAGGGACCUUUCGUUUACAUCCACGACAUGAACGAAAAGACCAAGCCGGUUAUGGUCCGAGAGUACUCCAAGGUUGCCAGACGCCAAGAUGGAGCUUGGCCACAGUUCCGGAGUGCGCCUCUGGGCAAGUGCCCAUUCAUCGAUGAGCCUCCGAGCCGGAAAGAAUAUGAUCGUCACCGUAUGCGGCAGAUCCAGAAGGAGAAGAAGUCGGCUGUCCAGAACAUGGACGAACAUCGCACAAAACCAUCUGCUGCUGCCACCGAGCGGACCAUCGACACGAAGCUGGUGACGGAACUCCACAAGCCCAAGCAUUUAGAAGAGCAACAGCCUCCCAAUCGGCCUGAGGCCCCAGCGAAGGCUCUUGCCGAUGAUCCCCACGAGCGCAAAAGCUCAGAGAGCUUCAUCCCUCCCCACUUCCCUCGCACUGGACCUUUCUACACUGGCCGCGAGCCUGCGGCCUCUGGAGUACAACCGUCAAAUGUCACAUCUGCCAUCCGGUCUCAAAUGAUUUCAUCUACUGCCGCCGCCCCAGGCGCGAAAGCAGGAUUGAGCAAGGAAGUCCAUGGGCUGAAGAGAAAGGUUCUGGAAAAGGGCACUGGUGGUAUCGGAUCCAUGGCUGCUCCCCAGCGUCCUACUAACGGGUCUACUGUGCCCGCUAGGGGUCAGCAGACCUUCACAAAGCCCGCUGCUCUCGAGAAGAAUGGCCAAGCAGAGGCUGCUGGCACGAAGCGUCGUCGGGAUGAAGAGCAGGACAGUGAGCAGAAGAAACCUGAGCGACGGAGGGACCCGAAGCCUGGAUAUUGCGAGAACUGCCGUGAUAAGUUCGAUGACUUUGAAGAGCACACCCUGACCAGAAAACACCGUCGCUUUGCCCAGAACACGGCCAACUGGGCCGAACUCGAUGCCCUGCUGUUCGAGAUCCAACGGCCUCUGAAGGAGGAGUACGAAUUUGACGAGUGAUUUGGGGAUACCACAAUGAUGCGGCGGUGAAUUUCGGAUUU